Musa acuminata AAA Group (dessert banana) is the source of this 5341-nucleotide messenger RNA. Its product is annotated as cytokinin dehydrogenase 3-like. Lineage: Eukaryota; Viridiplantae; Streptophyta; Magnoliopsida; Zingiberales; Musaceae. The record is from RefSeq and is a predicted model, not a curated record. The transcript is spliced from 5 exons. Gene Ontology annotation, molecular function: cytokinin dehydrogenase activity; FAD binding. Bases 3229 to 4815 code for a protein of 528 amino acids. Gene Ontology annotation, biological process: cytokinin metabolic process.
GUACUGGUGAGGAGUUAUCAACAAGAUCAUCCCAAACAGGGGACUGUCAGUAGAUCUUUCUCAUCAAACAGUGUAGAGAUUUCCAUUAUUUGUCGUGCCCGAGGAUGUUGAUAAGAUCCCGACACAUGAGAAGAUUCGCCAAUGCCUCUGAGACUCUACACAGUCAUACAAAUGAUCCAGACAAUGUAGCUGCCACUGGAUGCCUCUGUGUGACCCACUUUCGAUCUCGUCGGCUCUAUCGUGAGAUCUCGACCUGCAACCAGAUUUGAUAUCACUGAGAUGUCACUGUAAUCAGUGCCAGUUCUCUCAUCCUCGAGGUCUGACCCCAGGAGCGGUCUCAGGCUCCCAGCUCUGCAAGUUGUCUCCGCCGACUUCUUUGCACUGAUGGUGUGUACAAGAUAAGCAUGGCAAGAGAGGAACAGGGAGAUCAGCUGUGGGGUUGCUUGCAGGUUGCUAUUCAUGUCCUGUGAACAGAUCACAGGUUUGGCCGGCAAGAUCAACUGCUCAUUGCCCUCAUCUUCUUUCCUGCAAGGGAGUUGGGAACUUGAGUACGCACAUCUGCACACGAACAAGAACAGGGCACAUGUGAUGGCUAGAUUUAGCAGGACUACUGACAGGUCCAGUUUGGGAAUGUCCACAGAGCAUAACCCUUGCACGGUUCACUCGCUUUAAAGGUCUGGAUGGGUUCAGAUCAAGGAGUAGGUUUGCUAUUGAGCUGGUGAUAAGAAAAGGCCUCACAAGUUCUAUCCCUGGAUAACUGAGGAAAGCACGGGCAAUCUGGCCAACAAGAGGAGUCCAGGAGAGAGAGAGAAGAUAUAAAAGACGCCAUGCUGGAGGAGAUGAAGGGUGAUACAAGACGCCAUGCUGCACUCAAAUUUUCUAUAGAACAAGUCGGGGAGGGUCUUUCCACUGUUGCUGGUGGAGCUCAUGCAGACUUGCACCUCACUUCUCUGUGUCCUGUGCGCUCACCUUCCAAGGAUUUGAGUGAUGGCUUCCAAGUGUUGCUUCUGCGUCUCCUUAUAAAAUCUCAGUUUAAUAUCAGGAAAGAUUCAGCCAGCUCCGUAAAUUGCUCUACUUGGAGCAAUAAUGAGAGAGCGUGAUAGGGAGAUGAUUUGAGGACUUGCAAAAUGGACUUGUAUGUGAUUUGAAAGAAGAAAACAAUUUGCUAUGAGAAAGAAACAGAGGAUGAGAAAGUGGAGGCCGAUUGAUCGAAGCUAAUGCAAUAUUUCCCUCCUUGUGCACAUCAAGUGGAAAAGACAUGCUAAAGGUUGGUUCAGAUUGAUUGAAGCACAAAACAUUAGACAAUGUUCCGAUUCAUGCCUUCUGACUACUAGUUUUGCUUGAGCUUAUAAAGCAGACACGGAUGAUCUUUUGGAUAGUAUCACAUAGUUAAUUAGAUCAUGGACAUCUCUAAUGGCUGGUGAAAGCAAGUACGCUGAGGACCACCAAUUGAGUGGCUAUUCACGGUUAUCCAUUAAAAGCCUCAAUCUCUUUGGGCCCAGUGAAGGUCUCCGAAGCUGAAGGGACCGUGAAAGUAUAUGCCUGCUCUUUCUACUAUGACAGUGAGGAUAUCCACUCGAGUAAUUUUGGCCCUUUCAAGGAGAGAGGAUCAUAAUAAUGCCCGAUUCAUUCUUUUAGGAGGCAAUCCUGGCGUGAUGUUAGAACAGAACUUGGAGAAUGUUCAUCAAUCUAUCAGGUGGAGUCUUCUUUUCCCAGAUAGAAAUUAGGAGGAACAUACUUCAAGCAAGCUAUGGUUGAACACCAGCCGGUUGAAUCCUGCCGCAGAGAAGACACAAGCUGCUUUUCUUGCGAGAAGGGAGUAUGUUAUCCGAACUUUUCUCCUCCUUUUUCUUUCUUGUUCAAAUAGUAUGGCCACUAAAUCAUCCUUCGUCUUCUUCCCUGCUGCUGUCCUGCAAAGAUUCUUUAUCUCAUGGCUGCUGCAUGUGGAGGGACGCAGCACAAUGGAACACAAUAAAAGGAAUGGCUACGAAACUUUUGAGCCCGGAGAUGAUGGCAAGUUACAGUAGACUGGGCAGCGUGGCGCUGAACCAUGGAGGAGUCCCACAAAAAGGUGGCCGGUGACGCUUGCCAUUUGCGCAGGGCUCACGGACUGCACCACGCGAUCUAUAGGCACCUCCUUGGGGGGUGUGGUGGCCGAGCAUCAUCACUGGCUCCGAGGACGUCGCCACAGCUCUCCACCGCAGUCCACUGCAAAAGAUAUGAUUCCUGGGCCUCUCCUUCCUGCCUCCUUUACCGGGCAUCCGAGCCACCCGAGCAAGGGCUUUGGUCAACCGGAGUAACAAGUGGAAUCACAGCUUCAGGGGCCACCAACAGUCUCAGCAGUGACACCACAUUCCCUGGGAUUGGAUUAUCAUGCAGGCGGCUCCUCCAUCACCAUCCGAGAUAUCUGAUCAGUGUGAUUUAGAGCAUGACCAUACAGAAGGAUGGCGAACAAGAUAAGAUUGAUGGUGGAUCGGAAGGGAGUCUUCCCUUUGGAGUGUCUCCAUCCAGUGGAACAGGAGAGAGGCUGCGUGUGCAUCCCAGUAGUAAGAUUUCCUCGCGUCAGCAGGGGCUUGUUGAUGACGGCCACUUGACUGUGUGCAAGCUAGAGAGAGAGAGAGAGGUGAGAUGAGUCUCGCAUGCAACCCGUUUUGUCAGGACUUAGGGUCCCAUUAGAUUCGCAGCCAGGACCUGCAGUUGUCCUGCCCCCCGCAGCCUUCCUAUAAAUGUACACACCCUCUCCGUCUGCCCUUUUCACCACCAGGAGACUUCUGUUCCCAUCUGCUUUUCCAGCUCCUCUUGUAGAGGGUGUGUACCAGCGCCCCUCACAGGUAUGUGACAGCUUCUCUCUCUGAUCAUUUGGUGCUGCUGCUCCUUGUUUCUUCCUGUCCAGAGAACCAACCCCCUCCUCAAAGCCCAGCUAAGGUGCCUCUAGGUUCCUUCUUACGCCCACCUAGUGCAGCUCCUCUUUCUUCCCCAGUCAUUUUGGCUCUCCUUUUGUUUUCCCUUGUUAAUCAUAUUUCUCUGCAUGUGUACUUUUCUUUCAUUUGAUGGCUUUGUUUGUUGAGUGAGCUUCCUUUCUUUGCAUUCUUAUAGGUGAAAUCCUAUUCAAAUUCCAUUUUGUUUGGUCAUUUACUAGUUUCUUAUUCGCAGUGGGUUCAAUUCUUUCUUCUCAUGUUCCCCUCUCUGAACUAGGAGAAAUUGAAACAAUAUUCAGCUCUUCCCUCGAUGGACUUUGCUCUGUUCUGUACCAGAGUCGAUAUCCUUCUUCUUCUUCUUCUUCUUCUUCUUAUAUCUCUCUGUUCACCAUGCAAGUUCAUCCAGAGCCCCAUGGACUUUGGCCCCUUGAACUUCCACCAGACCACAAACACCUCAUCUCUGGACUUCGGAAGGAUCGUGUUCGACUCCCCUUCUGCAGUCCUUCGACCCCGCUCCCCGAAAGAGAUCUCACUCCUCCUCGGCUCUCUCUCUGCUUCAUCAUCCUUCGAUAAAGUCACGGUUGCAGCAAGAGGAGCGGGCCACUCGAUCCAUGGCCAAGCUCAAGCCCUCGAUGGCAUUGUCAUCGAGAUGGACUCCCUGCCCUCCGUCAUCAGCAUCCACCGUGGAGGAGAGUCCGGUUCCUCUUACGCUGAUGUCAGUGGUGGGGCUCUUUGGAUCGAGCUGCUACGUGAGAGCUUGAACUUUGGGCUGGCUCCAAGGUCUUGGACCGAUUACCUCUACCUCAGCGUCGGUGGGACUCUCUCUAAUGGCGGCAUCAGUGGCCAGACCUUCAAGCACGGACCUCAGAUCAGCAAUGUCUUGCAACUCGACGUGGUGACAGGUAAAGGAGAGCAAGUAACAUGCUCGUCCACCGAAAGCUCAGAGCUGUUCUUCGCGGCUCUGGGUGGGUUGGGCCAGUUCGGCAUCAUAACGAGGGCAAGGAUCCUGCUCCAGGAUGCUCCGCAGAAAGUGAAGUGGGUCAUAGCCUUUUAUGAUGACUUCGAGACCUUCACCGUUGACCAAGAACUGUUGGUUUCAAUGCCAGAUGCAGUGGACUAUGUCGAAGGAUUCAUCGUCCUUAACGAGCACUCCCUCCACAGCUCAUCCGUUGCCUUCCCAUCUCAUCUGAGGUUCACCCCGGAGUUCCACAGCAAGGGCAGCUACAGAGUGUACUACUGCAUCGAGUUCGCCAUCCAUGACUACCAAGUCGAGAGCGCAGAUGUGGAGCAGGUUGUGACACAGCUUUUGAGGAAGAUGAGUCACAUACCUUCCCAUUUCUACAGUGUGGAAGUCUCCUACUUCGAUUUCCUCAACAGGGUGAGGAUGGAGGAGACCAUGCUCAGGAGCAGAGCGCUGUGGGAGGUGCCUCACCCAUGGCUCAACAUGUUUGUGCCCAAGUCUGGGAUCGGAGAGUUCAAAGACUUGCUGCUGGAUAACAUCUCACCUACUGUCUUUGAUGGCCUCGGUCUCAUUUACCCGCUUCUAAGAGACAAGUGGGACGCGAACAGCUCGGCUGUGCUGCCGGACGGCGGAGGCAGAGCGGAGGAGCAGUUGAUGUACAUCGUCGGAGUGCUCCGGUCAGCCAACCCGGCCACCUGCGCAGCCCAGUGCCUGCAAGACCUCCUCCGCCGCCACCGUCGCGUGGCGCAGGCCGCCACGGCCCCCCGCAUCGGAGCGAAGCAGUACCUGGCGCGUCACCCCUCCCAGGGCCACUGGCAGGAUCACUUCGGCCGGCACUGGGACCAGUUUGUGGCCCGCAAGGCACAGUUCGACCCCCUCAGCAUCCUCGCCCCCGGCCAAGGCAUAUUUCCCCGGACAUAUGCCUCUUCCUCGUAGUACGACAUCUAUCUCUCUACACCUCGCAUCAAAUCCACCGCAUGCACUAUUCCACGAUUCUGCCUCCCUUCCUUCUUCUUUUCUUCUCUGAUUUCUUCUUCUUUUGUUCCGUGAUUCGUUUGGAGAGGGAUGAUUUUGGAAUGUCGCACAGCGAAUUGAGCACAAGUUGGAUUAGUUUAUGAAUCUGGGAUUCGUGGGCGUGGCUCUCAAAGUAGAUUCGAGAUCAUGCAGUGGGAAGUGAGAGGUCGAAAGAGACGGCAACAGAGGUAGUUGUAACGAGAGGAUCCAGGGAACUGCUCCGGGGAAUGUGCAUGAUUUCGGGAGGCAAAAGGCAUGAAGGUAUGCGAGACUGCUUGCUCUUGAAGAGACAAAUCUAGUCCAGAAUCUGACACCUGCAGUGAUCGAAAAAUUCGUCCAUGCAAAGUUGCAUCAGCACUCGACAGAUUCAGAUUUCAUAUCAGGAAAGGGUCAAUAUGUGGUGACACCCAUUGGUCUAGCAUAUGGUUAAUGCACGCCAACAUUGCAA